Arvicola amphibius (Eurasian water vole) is the source of this 4329-nucleotide messenger RNA. Its product is annotated as DBIRD complex subunit ZNF326-like. Gene Ontology annotation, molecular function: DNA binding. NCBI's taxonomy places the organism in Eukaryota, Metazoa, Chordata, Mammalia, Rodentia, Cricetidae. The record is from RefSeq and is a predicted model, not a curated record. The transcript has 8 exons. Gene Ontology annotation, biological process: regulation of DNA-templated transcription elongation. Gene Ontology annotation, cellular component: nucleus; DBIRD complex. Bases 1863 to 3512 code for a protein of 549 amino acids.
CAAAUAAUUAGAACUAUAAGAUUCUGGAUAUAUUAACUAUUCCUUAGGCUUUUAUGAUACUUUGCUUUUUUGAACUUUGCUGUUUGGUAUUGAAUCACCUGAAAUAUUUAAAGAUGCUAAUUAAUGGGUAUAAAAAUUUUCUUAGUCACAUUGGCAGACAUUAUUUUCGGAGGACAUUAUUUAUUUCAGUGUAAUAGAAUAAGACAUUCUUUAACAGUGGACACUUUAAAAAGAAAAAAGUUUUACUUUUAAUUUCUUAUCAGUCAAAAUGUCCUGUUCAAAAUGUUAUUGGAAAUAUUUAUUUGUGAAUUAUUUUUCUUAAUUGUUGAAAAGAAUUUUUUUCUAAUGUGGGCAGUCUGUAACUGCAAAAUAGUCUGCCUAGAGUGGCUUCAACUGAACCAGGCUAGCAGUUUUCGGUUUCUAAGAAACAUUUAAGAUAGAUUUUCACUUAUGUUCACUUUUGAAGCAAGUUUGAAGAGCAUAUUGUAAUAGUAGAAGUGUUCUUAAAAUCAUGUCCAGGUUGUUUACUGGCAGCUGCUGCUUAUAUCCAAAACACCGUGCUUAAAAAUUGGGGCACCUUGAACUACAGUCUCUUAUGUAGUAAACUAGACUAGUUCUAGUUUACUGUUGAUAUUCCUUGAGACUUACACUAAUUAAACAACUACAGGUCUUAGGACUGAUCAUGUUUAAUAACCUUAAGGGGGUCUGUUUUUUUGAGAUAUAAAACUUAAACUAGUUAGACAUUUGAGAUCAGUGUCCUUCCUAAACUGAAGGACCUGGGUUCCUGACGAUGGACUCGAGGGGUGCUUGUUUUCUUUGUCCCUGUGGUUUAGAGUAGAGUGCAGUCACGAGAGCCAACAGUUCAUACUGUCCUUACAUAGUGCUUUGAAGUGUGCAGUUGGGAGGGAUAGUAUAUGGCUAGUAGGCUUCAGAAUUAAGUAGUAUCUUCUGUUGAGCGACCUGUAAAUCACUGACUAGUGUAACAUCAUUAAAUGUUUUAAUUUAUCAGUUAUUGCCCUCUUACAUUGUGUGUUGUGCAUGAACUGUCUCUAUAGUUAUCAUUCAUCUCUUGCGUAAGUGUGAGCUUUUUAAAAACUGUUGUAAGGUAAUAAGCAAUUCUGUAAUCCAUGUUUUGGAUUUGUGAUAAGUAAAAUGUUUUUUUUUUUUUUUUCUGUUGAGACAGUGUGCUUACCUUUUAGAGUAGUUUUUAAUGUGAUAAUUUCUUGAUAGGAAAUGCUUUUUCAAAUAAUUGAAGGCCUUAUAAAAUGCAUUCUUUCUCAUCUGCUUUGAAUAUUCAUAUGUAGAGGGUACAUGUUGGUGGUCUUUUACUUUUAUGUUCUAUUUUACAUGUUUAUUCUUCUAGAUUUGUUAGAUUUGCUAGUCUAUCAGUAUUUAAGGAUUGGCCUUGGCUGAAGUUUGGCAAAAUGCCAAACUAUAACCUAAUUCCUCAGCUUUGAUUACUAUAGUCAUAAUGAGGCAGUUUUGUGAUAUAGAUUAUUGAGGUGCAAAGGAUCACUCAGUAUCACAAAGACCCCCCUCCCAUCUAUACAGUCUGUGUCCCUAAAAAACCAAAAUGUUGUAAAUGCUUUGUAAUUGUCAUUAUUAGGGAAGAAUUUAAAAAAAUUUUAAUUAGUUGGUGAACUUUAGCAAUAUCCUUUUCUAAGACUAGGGCUGGGCUUUAAUUAUUAGACAGACAAAUUAAGAUAAAAUAGAAAAGCUGCUAAAAAGCAGAGUUUAACGCUAAGGUUAACUGAACUCAAUUUAUAUUUAGAACUGACUCAGAUAGCUUUCUGUCUGGUCUCAUGUUGGACUGCCCAGCCCUAAUCAAGUGUGAGCAGACGCUGUGCAAGCCACUCGUGUAAAUGAAUUUUAGUGAUAAAUGUCAUCUGAUAACUUGUCUUUUGAAUUGUCUAACAUUAGUAAGCUUACUUUUGUUUUUUCCCUCACUGUGCAACUUUUCCAGGUUUGGACCUUAUGAGUCUUACGACUCCAGGUCUUCUCUGGGUGGGCGAGAUCUGUACAGAUCUGGCUAUGGUUUUAAUGAACCCGAACAAAGCCGCUUCGGAGGUAGUUAUGGUGGUCGAUUUGAGAGCUCCUACCGGAAUAGCCUUGACUCUUUCGGAGGUAGAAACCAGGGCGGGUCUAGCUGGGAAGAACCUUACUCCCGUUCAAAAUUGAGGCCUGGGUUUAUGGAGGACAGAGGAAGAGAGAAUUACUCUUCCUACAGCAGUUUUUCUUCACCCCAUAUGAAGCCUGCACCUGUAGGCUCUCGGGGGAGAGGAACGCCUGCUUAUCCUGAAAGUACGUUUGGAAGCAGAAACUAUGAUGCUUUUGGAGGACCAUCAACAGGCAGAGGCCGAGGCCGAGGACAUAUGGGUGAUUUUGGAAGCAUUCAUAGACCUGGAAUUAUUGUUGACUAUCAAAACAAAUCUACCAGUGUGCCGAUUGCUACUACAAGAGGAAUAAAAAGAAAAAUGAUGCAAAUAUUUAAUAAGCCCGGGGGAACCUUUGUCAAGAAACCUAAGCUAGCAAAACCUAUGGAGAAGAUGAACCUCAGCAAAUCACCUGCAAAACCUGACCCUAGAAAUGAAGAAGAAGAGAAACGGCGAGUUGAGGCUCGGCGGGAGAAGCAGAGACGUAGACGAGAGAAAAACAGUGAGAAGUAUGGAGAUGGAUACAGAAUGGCAUUCACAUGUUCAUUUUGUAAAUUUCGAACCUUUGAAGAAAAAGAUAUUGAACUGCAUCUGGAAAGUUCUUCACACCAGGAAACAUUAGAUCAUAUUCAGAAACAAACCAAAUUUGAUAAAGUAGUUAUGGAAUUUUUACAUGAAUGUAUGGUGAAUAAGUUUAAAAAAGCUUCUAUUCGUAAGCAACAGACACUUAAUCACCCAGAAGCUUACAAAAUAAUUGAAAAGGAUGUUAUGGAAGGUAUCACUGCGGACGACCACAUGAUGAAAGUGGAGACUGUUCACUGUAGUGCGUGCAGCGUCUACAUCCCUGCCUUCCAUAGCUCCGUCCAGCAGCACCUGAAGUCUCCUGACCAUGUCAAAGGGAAGCAGGCUUACAAGGAACAAAUAAAAAGAGAAAGUGUGCUGACUGCUACAAGCAUCUUAAACAAUCCAAUUGUGAAGGCAAGGUACGAGCGCUUUGUUAAGGGAGAGAAUCCUUUUGAAAUUCAAGAUCAUUCUCAGGAUCAGCAGAUAGAAGGAGAUGAAGAGGACGAAGAGAAGAUUGAUGAACCCAUCGAAGAAGAGGAUGAGGAAGAAGAGGAGGAGGGGGAGGAGGAUGAAGAAGUAGAGGAAGUGGGGGAAACAGAAGAGGUAGAAGAAGAAGAGGAAGGAGGGGAAGCUGGAGUAGUGGAGGGAGAAGGAGAUCUAGAGGGAGGGGAGGGAACAGCAGAAUCAGGGGACGAUGAGAAUGUGGGAGAAGCAGAGAAUGAGGAAGAGGAGGAGGAGGGGAAGGAGGGGUCUGCUGUCUGUUCUGCAGAGCCGUGUGAGCACGGUCAGGUGUAGUGUUAGACCUGAGUGCAGCGUGACAGCUGCGCUACUGUGGAGACGAGAAGACAUUUAAUAGAUUGUGAAAUUAAUUGAUACCAUGUUGCAUGCAUUCCACCUAUAAAAUUGUUUUGUAUAAUUUCUAAAUAUUUGGCACUUGUUUAAUAAAAUGAAGUUAAGAUGAUUUCAGUUUAGUUUUUAUAGAUACCAAACUUAGAUAUGAUAAAUUGUUUGUAUGAUUUUUAAGCUUAAUUUUUAUUACCGUAUUGGUAUUCAGGAUAAUAGAUGUGUGUUGUUCCUCUAUCUGUUGUAAUCAAUUUAACUUAAAUGCUGCUCUUAGGAGUGAACCUUUAAGUGUGCAUUCAGUUUUUGAAUUCUUACUCUAGAAGAGAUGGAUUGGGCAAGUAUUUUGUCCUGAUUGUGGGUUUUUUGUUCUUUUUUUUGUUUCGUUUUUACAUUGAAUAACAGCAUUAAGAUGGCUUAACAUCUUUUGUGUACAGUUACCUUUGUAGCAAUAAAAUGUUUUCUUUUUUUUUUAAACAAAAACUUUCUCCUCUGAUUGCAGAUUAAACAUUUCAUCAGUUAAAUGAGUAUUUAAAAAUCAAUACCUGCCUUAAUGUAUGAGUUUAGCUCACAAGUAUUUUAAGUGAUUGAGAAGACUUGAAACAUUUUUCCUCAAUCAUAUUUUUAAAAAGUGUGACUACUGUAUAUUUUCUAACACAUUUCAGAGGUCAGUCUGUAACUGAUCUUGUUUAUACUAGCUUUAGUUCGUUCUUUUCUCUGUGCCUAUGUCAAACCUUGGAAUCUUCCUGAAAAUACAAUUUAAUACAAAUAA